This is a messenger RNA of Choloepus didactylus (southern two-toed sloth), 562 nucleotides long. It is a transcript of the gene SNRPD2, whose product is annotated as small nuclear ribonucleoprotein D2 polypeptide. Bases 115 to 471 code for a protein of 118 amino acids. Gene Ontology annotation, cellular component: precatalytic spliceosome; catalytic step 2 spliceosome; U4/U6 x U5 tri-snRNP complex. The transcript has 3 exons. NCBI's taxonomy places the organism in Eukaryota, Metazoa, Chordata, Mammalia, Pilosa, Megalonychidae. Gene Ontology annotation, biological process: spliceosomal snRNP assembly; RNA splicing. The record is from RefSeq and is a predicted model, not a curated record. Gene Ontology annotation, molecular function: RNA binding.
GGUUCGCGCAGGCGCCCACGAAAGUAGACAGCAGGAAGCGGAAGUCCCGCCUCCCACUCUUCCUUUCGUCAGGCGUACUGAGGACCGCCGAGACUCGAGAACGCACCUACCGCCAUGAGCCUCCUCAACAAGCCCAAGAGUGAGAUGACCCCGGAGGAGCUGCAGAAGCGAGAGGAGGAGGAGUUUAAUACAGGUCCCCUCUCUGUGCUCACGCAGUCGGUCAAGAACAACACUCAAGUGCUCAUCAACUGCCGCAACAACAAGAAGCUCCUGGGCCGCGUGAAGGCCUUUGACAGGCACUGCAACAUGGUGCUGGAGAACGUGAAGGAGAUGUGGACCGAGGUCCCCAAGAGCGGCAAGGGCAAGAAGAAGUCCAAGCCGGUCAACAAGGACCGCUACAUCUCCAAGAUGUUCCUGCGCGGGGACUCGGUCAUCGUGGUCCUGCGGAACCCACUCAUCGCUGGCAAGUAGGGGCCGCCCCCCACCGCCAGAGCCGCCCACUCCUGUCCUGCCAAGACCUGCCCUCGUGUUGGAAAUAAUAAUAAAGUCCCUGUGUUUUUUA